AUGGCUUUGCUAAGACAGCUAUCUCAUAAGCGUAACCGACCUCCCGUCUUAACCCCGCUACCGAUCGAAGACCUAAAGCCGUAUGAAGGUAUCCACCACCGAGCCGUCGAUCGAGCUAUCACCUACCUCUAUACCACCCGUUUCCUAGCAAUCGAAUAUAAUGCGGAGAAGGCCACUAAGCAGCGGACGGUGACAACCUUAACCACCGAGGUAGAGCUUCUCGGUCUAUCUGAAGCCGGCAAGUAUCUCCAAUGGUGGAGAAGACUGCUUGACCGAGUGGGCUUUGAGGCAUCGCACGUCCUUACCAUCGAAUACGAUAAUGAAAGAGCUAUUGGUCUGAUCACUACCGACGAUGCUAGCUUCGACACGAAGCUUAGGCAUGUCGAUAUUCACUACCUCUAG
Penicillium arizonense is the source of this 402-nucleotide messenger RNA. RefSeq lists its product as uncharacterized. The record is from RefSeq and is a predicted model, not a curated record. The transcript is spliced from 4 exons. The coding region runs from base 1 to 402 and encodes 133 amino acids. NCBI's taxonomy places the organism in Eukaryota, Fungi, Ascomycota, Eurotiomycetes, Eurotiales, Aspergillaceae.